AUCAAUACUUCUCAAAUGAGUAAUGAUACUCUCCCUUCACAACUCCAACGAUUACUAGAUUCAUUCCACUCCCAGCUGGAUGAUUCUUUAAUUGUUGCUAUUGCGAGUGACUAUGAUCUAAGCACAAAGACUGGCUAUGAUGAAGCCUGUUCCACUUUGCAUAGUCUUGCACAGAAUGCGGCUAUUGAAGAAGCCAGCAGCUUCGACCCAAGCGGCGUAUAUCGAUUUACAGAAUAUGAAAACCAAAAUCUGAUCGAUGAUUCGGCUCUUAGCUCAAAUUCCAACCAGGGGAACGACUUAAUUGAUGGCGUAAAGUCGAACUAUGAAGAAAUUGAUACUCCAUUAUCCUUGGGCUCUGCCAAUGUCGUGAUAUCAGACGCAGAGUUGUCCAAAUCUGAAAUUCUCGAAAGAGACGCUGUACAACUCCAGAGUCUAUUCCCUGGAAUAGACGGUCUUGAUAUCAGACAUGUCUUGACUAACGCAAAUGGUGUCGUUGCCGCUGCCUUGGAUAGUCUACUCAAUUUACAAUACCUCCAGUCUAUAAGCCAUCAAACUGCCUCAUCGGAUGGGCUACUCGGGGCCGACGACUCCAGGGUCCAAUAUGUUGGCAAAGCUGGUGAUGCAGGAUAUGACAAACGAUACGAGAUCGGCGCGAGCAAGUCAAGUGGAUUGAAAACUCCAGCAGCUAUUACCUACAUAGCAGAGCGACUAAACAUGUCCACAGAGGAAGUCUCCAUAAUGUAUGCUGAAAGCGGGAAUUCCAGAAGUGCCACUGUAAUUGGAAUAUUAGAUCAGCACCUACUGCAAGAAAACGACGAACUACUGACAAAUGAAGAGAAGAAGGCAGUGAGCGAUCUCAAACAAAAGUAUCGCAAUGUUCCGGAAAGCUAUUUGCAAGUUAUUAUUCGGAUAGCAGGACCAAUGUCCACAUACUCUAUGGAGCUCGCGUCGUUGACGAACACGUAUUUCAGCAAACGAUCGAUGAAUCAGAAAAUUGAGUUGCGGUAUAGGCUGACGCCGCUACCUCACGAGGACAUCGAAGGGAUGACGGGAGCGGCUGUUGAUACUCUGGCGGAAGGGAAAAGAAUUCCCCAUAGGUCUACCCCAGUGGGAAAGACCGAUGCUGAUUUAGCCCGGGCGCUGCAGACAUCAAACGCUUUACACAGGCAGAAACAAGACGCGAUGGCGUCCGCAGCAAGUCUCUACCGGCGCGGAGCAUCAAAGCCACUCUAUCGACAGGCAGCAGGUUAUUAUGCGCAACAGGCUCGCGAGCACGCAAGACGUGCCCAGGACGCUACGUCAACUGUAGCUGACAUACAUGUCGAUCAACAGAGUACUGAUACGACGGUGGACUUGCACGGUGUGUCUGUUCUCGAUGGAGUUCGCAUUGCUCGCCAACGGGCAGUAGAUUGGUGGCAAAGACGACGUGAAUCACGAUAUGAAUCACGAUAUGAAUCACGAUAUGAAUCACGAGAAGGCCAUUUACCGGAGCAAACCCUCACCAUUAUAACUGGUUUGGGCCACCAUAGUGCUGGGGGUGUUUCACCACUUCGGAAGGCUGUGGCUGCAGCACUUACGCGGGAUGGAUGGAAAUUCAGGAUUGAAACUGGAAAGUUUGUUCUUACAGGUCGAUAGAGAUGGAUGAUUAUAAUGAUAGAAGUAGUAAAUAUUGUAGAUAGAUAGAUAUUUUUGGCAAUGUAUAUAUG
Trichoderma virens Gv29-8 is the source of this 1706-nucleotide messenger RNA. RefSeq lists its product as uncharacterized. The record is from RefSeq and is a predicted model, not a curated record. Gene Ontology annotation, molecular function: ubiquitin binding. The transcript is spliced from 3 exons. Bases 16 to 1635 code for a protein of 539 amino acids. Lineage: Eukaryota; Fungi; Ascomycota; Sordariomycetes; Hypocreales; Hypocreaceae.